Messenger RNA from Porites lobata, 5766 nucleotides. Lineage: Eukaryota; Metazoa; Cnidaria; Anthozoa; Scleractinia; Poritidae. The record is from the annotation of a GenBank genome assembly.
AUGGGAAACACGGAAGGUAUUCCAAUAAACAGAAUGACAAGCAGUGUUAAAACCAGCAGCAAGGUAUUUGGUAAAGACGAAAGAAAGCUUUCGUGUGAACGCGAAAAGUACCCUGCUUGCGUUGAAGACGAAGUUGAAACAAUUGGCAAUCCUACCGAAACAAUGGCUGCGGAUAACAGUACUCUCGCAGAUGCGGAGAAGGUAAAGCCGUCAAUUCCAAACCCCACAAGCAAUAAUAACAGGUAGGUGAUUUUUUCUUUGAAAUUAUAGUUUUUUUGUUGUUUAGUUCAAGGCCAUUCAAAUUAGGCGAAGGUCAUGACAUUGUUAUAAUUUUGUUUUCGGAGUAUAGUGUCUUUUCAGGUUGCAGUUGGUAGGAAAUAGUAGUAAGCAUCUUUUCUACUCGCAAAUUUCCCCUUUUCAAUAUUUUAAAGCUCAGUAUAAAAAGAAGUUCAAAGUUCGUGUUUUUGGCCAUGAAGGCCAUUUCGUCUGGCUUGCAGACAGACUUGUCACGCGCUCACAGGCCGGCGGCGGCGGUAGGAGUUGUGACAGGUUGUUAAAACAAGUACUCAUCAUUCUUUACACGUAACAUGCACCUGUGUGGCACAAUUAUAACUUUUUCUUAUUAGCUCAUUCUUUAGUGUUAAAUCUUAAUUACACAGUUAAAUACAGAAAUACACUAGUGGUCAGCCUAUUGGUAGAAGAAAUAGAAAAUCUCCAAAAUUGUUCCAUUGCGUGUCAUUAGCUCGUAAGGUCGGUCGAGACAUGCAUAUUAAUAUUUAUUUUUGUAUUUCGAUGAAUUCGGGAGACGUAAACACAGUUACCAGAGCGAUUAAGCAUUACGUACUAUCAAUUGUAUUUUUUCCGCUUUCGACUUUCCUUAUGGAAAAUUUUUAUGAGUAUACUAUCGUUAGAGUUUUUUUUUUUGGCGAUAUAUAUUCAGAUACUAGCGGCUUCGACUUCUAUUACCAGUUGCCAGCUAUCUUCUCACGAAAUUUAAAUACUCUGUCCUUAAAAAAAGGGUCUUUCUGUAAGUGUACCUGUAAGAAUGAAAUACGACCUUUUCUGCUCCUUAUUUGACAGUUUUAAUCCCAUAUGUUGCCGACGUCUGCCUCGAAUUCCCAAUUUAGCUUUUUAUUAGAAGGACAAUACGCCGCAGAUAUAGUUCAAAAGUGAGAACAUGUGAAACUGCUGAACUCAUGCGGCAAUGCAAGUUUUAAGACACGUUGCGGGUGGCCAGGCCACAGCUGACAAGAUCAGAAAUCAGUGACACGGCAUCCGGUCUACACACCGCGCGCCUUACGAAUACAUAGCCGUCUCCAGCCACGGUGUCUCAUCGGUUAAAACCGUUCAAUAGCCAGUCCGUGUGAAAAGGAAAAACAACAACAAAAAUGGAAAGUGGAAAGUUAGAGAGUGGUUAUUUUAGAUUGUAUAAGAACUUCAUUUAAUACGACUGAACUGUAUGGAACUAAUGCUUGACGGAUAUUAAGGUACAGUUUUUCAUUUAACAUGAUUUUAAAAAAAUUAUAUAUUUUGGGUUAUUUCGUAGUCAUACACAGUUUCCGGUUUUGACUAGUACAUAUUUGAGGAGUGUUAGUCAUCGCAAAAUAUAACUUUUUGACGAAGUACAUAAUGACUGUAAUUAAAAACCUUAAACACCAUGCAAGAGAGGAUAAAGCUCAGAGAAUUACUCCCUCAUAUAGGCCCUUUCCCCAUCGUAAUCCCUCUAAGUUAUUUUUAGAUCGUAUUGGUUUUCCUCUAGUCUCCUUGGCAGCCGUUAAACGGCUGCCAAGAAGACUAGUUUUCCUCCGGAGGAUGAUAUUUUCUCGCGUGUUGCGUGGAAGUUUCGUGGAAGAGCGGAAGUGCAAAAACAUCGGCAGGAGAGCGAGAGUUUUGUUUAAUGCGAAACAAGAGAGGAUAAAGAGGAUUUAUCCUCUCUUAAUGCGAAAUGAGAAUAGUUUUUAAGAAUUUUUUCUUCUUUAUUUAAGCAUGUAUCAAUCGCGAUUUGGCAUCGAGAAAAAGAAAAUCGUCUGAAGAUUCACAAAGGAAAUUAAGUUUGUAAUGUAGUGUGGACAGGCGCCGGACAUGACUCAAAAGAGUAUCGUUUAAAACAUCAACGGUCUUGAAGAAUUCUAAUUUUUUACUGAGCAAAUCUUAUUUUGGCCGCUUUGAUUCUCAGUGGAGUCGUACAUUGACAUUAGGGAGCUUUAGCAACGACGACGGCGACGACGGCAAAAAACAAUAGCUUUGAUUAGCAAAACAACAUUUUUGCACGUGCAUCACACUUUUUUUUACAUUUCUUUGCCGUCACUGCACGACUACGACGUGAAAAUGCCUACUUUCACGAUUUAUGGAGAACGUAAACAAGCGACGACGCUGUUUCCUUUUAAAGCCCGGUUAGAAAUCAACUAUGAAUUUCGCUCACAUUUCACAUUUUCAGUGAAUUGGAGUAAACGCGACAAAGUUUGAAAAAACGCGAAUUCAUUUUAAAAGUGACCUUUUCGCUGCUGUCGCCGUCGUCGAUGCUAAAGCUCCCUAUUGAGAACUCAGAGGCUGGUCCGUUUAAUUGACUAUGAUUUUAUUAUUGUAAGCAGCGACCAUUCCAGAAAAUACCAUAACAUACCACAAUGCUCUUUGUUUGUCACCCAAAAAUUUUGCAUAAGCAUUGUCUUCAGUUUCUCUUGGGAGAGAAACUGAAAACAAUGCUUAUGCAAAAUUUUGGGGUGACAAACAAAGAGCAUUAUGGUAUGUUAUGGUAUUUGUCAACAUUGGCAAAGUCAAAAGGACAUGUGAUUGGCUAUCACUCAACCCUCUUGGGAACAACGGGUAUAGGGCCUAUAGAAAAAUAUGAAACGGCAAACUGAUCCUUACGGCAAGGCGAUGAAGAAGUAAACAAAAGAAUAAAGCAAAAAAUAUAUAUUUUGUUUUAUUCUUUUGUUUACUUCUAACCUGAGAUCAGGCUCUAUUUUCGUUUCGCUUUGAAAAUUACAUUCCGGCGGGCAAGGCGAAACGAAAAGAGAGCCUGAUACAAACCUUCUACGAAACGUCUGCCGCCCACUUUUUUGGUUGAUUGACAUUUGCCGAAUCAGCCAGUCAGAAUUACUUCCCUUGCUUGUUUUUCUAGUAUGCAAAUUUUUCACGCGUGGAAAAAAUGCAGACUGGCUGACUUACAUUUUGUAAAAGAUAGCUUUUAUCUGUUAAUCAAAAUGCACCUUGUUAGCGGUCAACAACUUGCAGAGGGAUUCAACUCCGCGAUACACUCACUUUCCGUAAAUAAAGCAAAUCCUGAGAAGAUAUGAUCAACAACCACAUGAAUUUUCUGAAUUUCCAUGGCACAUAGUAAGGCAUAUUUUCCUACCAUAAGACCAUAAAACAAUAAAAAAGACAGCAAAAUCGAUCCUUCUCUCCACCGACGACGGAUCAUUCUCGAAAACAACCACGCGAGGAAUAAGCGCUUUCAACUUCCGGCGUUUCCGACAGCCAAUCAGAUCUUGUGGCAUCGUUCUAACAGCCAAUCAGCGUUACGGCCAAAAUCUGGCCGUAGCGAGCACAAACUUGUAAUAGUUUGUAUCAGGCCCAAUUUCAGCGGUAGCCGUUAGAGAGAAUGUAUGAGAACCGCUCAAAUUGGGCCUGAUCUCAGGUUAGUUUACUUCUUCCUCGCCUUACCGUAAGGAUCAGUUCGCCGUUUCAUAUUUUUCUAUAAGUUUAAUCAGUGUACUGAUCCAGGUCUACAACUGGGAGAUCCAGCACCACUCAUUGGCUUGUUGCUGUGGACUUGAUGAAAUUUUAUAUAUUAUAGGGCCUAUAUGAGGGAUUAGUUCUCUGAGCCUUAUCCUGUCUUGCACCAUGACACUAGUUUUGAAACUCUUUACCUCCGGCAACUCUCCAGGGUAGAGGGGAGGGGGUAAUAAAGGAAGUCCACUGGCUGGAAAUGUGUUGUUUUUUGCCCUUUCUCGAGUCUCCUGCAAUUAUAGUUUUAACAACGAUUCAGUAUCGUUACUCGUAGACCCCAAUCAGCACUAGGAGAGUAAAAGAAAUGACUUUUAACAGAUAUGCGUUUUGUAGAGAAAUAGUUUCAAAUAAUUUAAUAAUCACUAGGUCAAGUGGAACCCCAUUUUUUUUUUUUUCCAUACUCUACAGUCUAAUUGAUCAAGAUUGAUAUCGUAUGGAAAAUAUCAAGAAUCAUUUUUCCAGGUGUCCCGAAAAGGAAGAGAGCAUUAUUUAACAAACAUAAACCCUUCCUCUUUAAUCAAGUUUUAUGUCAUUUCAUUGAGAUUGCUUUUUCUCUACUAGCCAAACGUUUAAGCUCGCGUUAUGUAUGGAAGUCCUUUCUUCACAUGACAGUUGAUGUUCUUUUUGACCCAAUUGUUUAGCUCACCAGAGGGUAACGUGCAACAGAUGAAGAUGUGGGAAGAAGUAGCUUCGAAAUAUCAAGACAUUCUCAACAGAGAGUACCGUAUGCUAAACUUACCUUCUUACUCGGCAAUGUCAGAAGGCAAUGUCUACCUAUACUACGUUCCAGUCAUAAUAAACCCACAGUUUGUGCCCCAGAGUUAUGGUGUUUACAGCCAAUAUCUUAGCACACCAAAAACUGCCGGUGAAACAGGUUCCAAGAAAGAUAUGGUCCACUUCGGUGAUAAUGAUAACGUGAAUGAUAAUUGCAUCAAUACCGUAAAAGAAGAACCUCGUAUGCAUUACGACCAACUCAUAGAAGAUACCGGGGACAACAAAGGACGAUUUCGCACCGAAUAUGUGUCUUGUAAAACAGAAAGCAAGCAAUAUAACGGCGUCAAGUCAUGGCCUUGCUCAACAGAAACUACGGUGAUGACAAAAGCAGAAAAAAACACCAACGCCCUGAACUCUUGUUGUGGUGGACAUGGAAAAGACAUGAAAAAUGGAGGUGAACGCGAAAACACUUCUCAAAAUGGCAGAGGAGAAGAUGAACCGUUUAUUAACAACAUUGAUGACGGCGCGACUGAAGGCUGUAUUCGGAUUUUUAAAGGUUACACGAUAGAGUACCAUCCGCUAAAUAGGGGUAAGCUGCAGAGGUGUUACGUUUCCGAACUGGACAUAAAAAGAGCUGAGAAGAUACAAGAUCUUAAGGAACGUCUCGCUGAACAGGAAGAAGAACUGAAAAAACUCAAACUGAAACCGUCAGCAGAUGAUGUUUCUAAAAAAGGAAAUGUUUACGGGUGUUUUCAGCAAAAAUUGAUGGAUAAUGGAAAAAUCAACGAUUUUCAGGAUCAGAAACCCUGGAAAUUUCUCAAAGAAUUUCCCUCAACUGAAAUUCAUUAUUUUCCUUCAGGUGAACGAAAGACGUCUCCUCGAAGAAAACACGCAAGAAAACAAGCUGUACCACGUAGAAUUGAAGAAAUUCCGAAUAUUAGAAAUGAAAAGGCAGUCCAUAUAAAUAGUGAAACCAAGUGCUCAGAGAGAGAGAAAAAGACAAAGUCCACCCCCUUUAUUCCUGUUUUGAAUGAAGAAAAAAAUUGUAAGGACAAAAAGGAUCAACGAGUUCUUCGCGAAGAAAAAUCCACUCAGAAGCAGGCAAAACCUUCCAAGAAAGCUAGGACUGGAAGAAAACGCAGAAAGACACAGCAGGUUUCAGGCGAGAGCAAAAAGAAACGAUCAAAAGUAACUUGGUGUAAAAAUACUCAAGACGAUGACAUUUGCAUAGAUGAAAACAUGUGUAAAGCUAGGAACCCUCAUGACUUAGCACAGGACGAGUUUCUUUCAAUUUUUGGUUUACUCAGAAAGGAUAGGCAGUAG